Messenger RNA from Polypterus senegalus (gray bichir), 3429 nucleotides. RefSeq names its product TRPM8 channel-associated factor homolog. The record is from RefSeq and is a predicted model, not a curated record. The transcript is spliced from 8 exons. The coding region runs from base 172 to 2913 and encodes 913 amino acids. NCBI's taxonomy places the organism in Eukaryota, Metazoa, Chordata, Cladistia, Polypteriformes, Polypteridae.
CUUCUGAAAGCAAAAAGCAGGCAGUAGGUGUGUUGAAGACCUACAAGUUUUAAAUACACUCAAGUCUGUUUACUUUAAAAGCAUUUGAGGUAGGCUCCCCCUCAAGACAAAUCAUUCACUUAUUUCUUCCCCCUUUACAGCUGCAGGGAUCUUCAAAAAACGAUCUCAAGUAUGGACCGUCAAACUGCCUACAGUACAAUAAUGUCCAAUUUGGUGAUGCUGGACUUCACAGGAGAUGCUGUUCCUUCAGCUCUGGUUCUCACAGGGGAUGACUCUUUUCCGUUAGUUAUGAAUAAUAAAGGCCAGGUCCUAGCUGCAGCUUCUCAGUAUGGGACGGGCCGAAUGGUAGUCCUGAGUCACGAGUCAUACUUAAGUGAUCCUAGAUUUGCCUGGUUUAUUGAGAACAUAAUCGACUGGCUGAAGACAGCUCCAAAUGUAGUGAUUGGUGUUCAGAGAGGUCUGAAUGCCAUUGUUGACAAUCUCUAUUACACUGGAGCCGAAGUUUUGGUCAAUGAUUGCCCUUCACCAAGUAUGGGGGUCUUCUGCUGUACUGCUUAUGAUGAUAGCUAUGCAGACGCCAUUAUUGCAUUUGUGAAAAAUGGCGGUGGAUUGUUGAUUGGAGGUCAGGCUUGGUACUGGUCCUCUGCUAAUCCUGAUCAAGACCCAUAUGCGUGCUUCCCUGGCAACAAAAUUAUCUCUGUUGGUGGAAUCCAUUUCUCUCCCAAUAAAGCAAAUGUAGGAGUUUAUCCUCCACCCACUGAAAUGCCUACAAACUGGCUGGCAGUAUCAGAUGGAAAAGAUCACAAAGCUGAUUUGGAAUUCCUCCUUAAAGAUGUCACUGAUUUCAACAUAAAUUGUGGUGCUACUGCAUCCCAAGUCAUGGUUCAUGGACCGUUGGCUUUCCCAAUUGCGAUGGACGAGGAUCAUCAAGCCUUUCUAGCUGGGGCUUCCUAUGGCCGUGGUCGAGUAAUUGUGACAACACAUGAGAGCUUUAUGUCCUACAAGCCAUUAAAGACAUUUCUUGUUAAUGCAUUUCGAUGGUUAGAUAAUGGCCGCAAUGGUGUGAUUGGUAUCCAGAGUAAUCUAAAAGCCAUAGUAGACAUUAUCAAGGAUGAUGGAUUUCAGUGCACAUUGACUGACUUUAAAAGUGACCUGAGUGUUUACUGCUGCACUUCAUACAGUGACAAGAACUGUUGUGAAAUCCAGCAAUUUGUCUCAGAAGGAGGUGGAUUGUUCAUGGGAGGCCAUGCUUGGUACUGGUCUUAUAGUAACAAAGACAAAGAUAUCCUCACUGGUUACCCAGGCAACAAAAUCCUCAGUAAAUUUGGAAUAGGGAUUCUGAGUUCAACAGUGAAAAAUUCAGUUUAUAAAGCUCCUGACCCUUCUGAGCAUGCCAAUAAUGCAUACCACUUCCGAAAAAUGUUGACAAAGUUUGCAGAACACAUCCUUGAAAAUAAACCUUUGGCAGACAAUGAGAAAUCUUCCUUGAAGAAAUUAGGUCAAGACUGCUCAUCAUUCCUACAGAUGAAAACUGAGGAUAAUCCAUCAUACAAUACAAUUCGUCAAUUAGUCAGCGAUGUGGUCAUGACGGCUGGUGUUCCCCAGGUUUCAAGAAGUUGUCCCAUUAAAGAUCCCAAAGACAAUGUUCUUCUGAAGCUGGGAACAGAGCUAUAUAAUGUUGUACCCAAUAAAGAGGACCUCCUAAAGAUCAUCAUAAAAGAACGUCCUGAUCUGCCCACCGAGCAAAAUAUAACAGUUGCAAUUGAUGGAAACAAUGGAGGUCAGGAGGCAUGGAGAAGCACUGGCCUGUAUUUGCCAUAUGGAAAGACCACUGGCAUUCUCUUCCCAUCUUCAGUGAUUAAUUCAGGCUGGAUGGUGCAAGUUGGCUGCCAUAUAGACAAUCUCAAUGCUGCCGAUACCCUAAAACGGGCCCCAGUAGUGACGCAGAGAUUUCCUGUCACCAGUGAGAUUAUCCAAGUUUCCAACCUUUGGGGGGGUUUGAUCUACAUUAUAGUACCACAAAACUGUAAACUUGGUCAAAUUUAUAUAAUGGUGCAAGAGGCUGUGAGAGCUCCUUAUUACAAAAUGGGAGAAACCAGUGUAGCAGACUGGCAGCAGACCAUACGCCAUUACCCAGCUCCCUGGGGUGAGGUAGAAUUUGAGAACAUAAUCCUGACUGUACGCUCAGAAGACCUCCGCAAUGUAGAGGAUCCAGAAAAACUUGGUCUACUGUGGAACAGACUGAUGAAAGGGAUUACAGAGUUAGCUGUCAUUCCUCCAAUUUUUAAACGAAAAGAACGUUUUGUGACCGAUGCACAGAUCUCACACGGUUGGAUGCAUGCUGGAUAUCCUGUCAUGGUUCAUUUAGAAUCGACAGGAGGCCUUAUUAAUGCAAAUGACAUUGAAGCCAAUGGCACAUGGGGUCCAAUUCAUGAGCUGGGCCAUAAUCAGCAACAAGGCAAGUGGGAGUUUCCACCUCAUACAACAGAGGCCACAUGCAACCUCUGGUCUGUGUACGUACAUGAGACUGUCCUGAACAUUCCCAGAAAUAAAGCUCACAGUGCACUAGCUCCAGAAAACCGAAUGAAGAAUAUCCAAGAGUAUCUCAAGAAAGGUGCCAAACUACAGCACUGGGAGGUUUUCACUGCCUUGGAGACCUAUCUUCAGCUCCAGGAAGGUUUCGGCUGGGAUCCCUUUAAGAAAGUCUUUGCUGAAUAUCAAAAGAUGGGCAAUGUCAGCAAUGACCGCGACUCCAAGAUGAAUUUGUAUGCAGAGACUUUUGCAAAGACUGUCAACAGAAAUCUUACAUGCUUCUUUAGGGCCUGGGGAUGGCCUAUUAAAGAUGAAGUGGCCAACAAAAUGGCAGCAUUUCCAGACUGGGAUGAAAACCCUAUGAUUAAAUAUACUGUGUAACAACUCGAUGGAACAGUAACUCCAGAUUUCUAUUUUGCAGAGUUUGAAAUAAGUCAAAUGAAACAUUAAACAUAUUAAUGCAGGAUUUGCUACAAUAUGUAAUUCAGAAUAAUUACUAGGAUGUAGUAAUGGUAGUUUAAUGAUAUUUUUAUCUGCUUUGAUGCACUGAGUAAAAUUAAAAUUCAAAGAUACAAACUACAAUUAUUUCAAUAACAUUAAGUCUUCAUUAGAGAAAACGUUUUUUGAAGACAAUAGUGGGAAGGAGCACACACUGUGAGGGCAGAAGGAAUUUGUUUGCAACAAAUUUAAGAAGUUACUUCUGGGUUAAUAUUAGAGGAGGUUUAAACAAUAUAAUAUUCAUGUAUUUUGUUGUAAGAGUGAUAAAAAUGAAUAUGGUUUGAUUGUACUACUUAUGUUUUGUUUACCAUGCAUUCUGUAAGCAGGUUAAAUAUUUUAAUCAUAAUGUCAUAAUCAAGCAAAUUGUCUUCAAUAAAACAUAACUGUAAUAUAAAGAAA